Messenger RNA from Aplosporella prunicola CBS 121167, 2465 nucleotides. RefSeq lists its product as uncharacterized. Gene Ontology annotation, biological process: regulation of DNA-templated transcription. The transcript is spliced from 6 exons. Bases 230 to 2104 code for a protein of 624 amino acids. The record is from RefSeq and is a predicted model, not a curated record. Lineage: Eukaryota; Fungi; Ascomycota; Dothideomycetes; Botryosphaeriales; Aplosporellaceae. Gene Ontology annotation, molecular function: zinc ion binding; DNA-binding transcription factor activity, RNA polymerase II-specific.
CACCCGUGCCACCGUCGGGGAAACACGCUCACUCCGCUGCCCGCACCUCGGCCCACGCCUGAUCUUUCGGCUCUGUGGGGAAGCAUCACGUGAGAUCGUUCCCUUCUCUUCCGAAAAAACCAAGAAUCGUUAGUAAUAGGAAACUGGCUUCGGGGACUGGGCGUGGACUACGUAGACGUCAACGACCCCAAUAUCCCGAUACCGACGCGAGGUCAGAGCGUAAUACCCAAUGCCUAACCCUGUACCUACAAAAAAAGCCUGCGACCAGUGUCGACUUCGCAAAACUAAGUGUGAUCUUUCCCAACCCUGUUCAAGUUGUAGUGCAAGGAACUUUCAAUGUACUUAUGCUACCCCGCAUCGGAAGAGAGGCCCUGCCCGCAGGUCAGAGGCCCGGCACCAGCCAAGCAGUGUUGACAGCACCGUGAGAACACCAACUACAGCAACCCCCCCAGACUCGAGCAAUCACACCCAGCCUCCUGUCGACCUCGAAAUCCCCGACCAGCAGCCUUCAUGGGACUUGUUUGGCUCCCUGCCCGCCGCAGCAUGGAACUCCAGCGAGGCAGACUUUUUCAUGCCCCCAGUGCAAGCAUCAACGUCGUUGGAACGCCCGACCAGCGCUGCUCUAGGCGAUCCUCUGUUAAAUCUACUUCCCGAGCAACCGGAUCCGGCAGCUAGGUCAAUUGUGCACCCACAGCCACUACAAACCGUUGUGCAAGCCACUUUUUGGCCUCCGAAUGUGGACGAAGAACGCCUCAUACGAUGGAUAGACGUCUACUUUGACCGCCUAUUUCCGACGCUACCAAUCCUGAGGCGUGCGACAGUCUUCUCUCGAUUGCUUUCACAACAUCACCGGACAGUUCCACAUUUUGGGGCAAUGCUUUUAGCUCUGGGCUCCUUCUCUCUGAUCCAGCCUGUCCGCAUCAGAGAAUGGCCUUCGGCAUCGUCUCGCGAGGCCAUGAUUAACAUGAUGCUUUCCGAGUCAGUCAAGAUGCGUGCUUCUGUGGAUUUCGGCGAGACCCCAUCCUUCGACGCUCUCCUAACGAGUAUAUUUCUCUUCGCUUGCCUGUUUCAAAGGAAUCAGCACAACGCUGCUUGGCUGCGGUUGCGAGAAGCGGCUGAACUCGGCUGCCUAUUAGGACUUGACCGAAUUGAGAGCUAUAACGCGUGCAGGCCGGAAGACCGUCAACAACGACUCAGGAUUUAUUACUUACUAUCUGUUACUGAAAGAGCAUAUGCCUUGGAACGAAGACACCCCAUUACUUUUCUCGGUCAUCCUGGCGCGGAAACGCAAAUGCUGCUGCGAUCCGUCACGUCUGUCACCGCUGAUAACAACAUGGACAUCGUAAUAGACGACGAUGCCGAAUCGGCUGGAACCCUCGGCUUAGUCGAGCUCAUGACAUUGUUUGAUCCUAUUAACGAGGAUUUCCUACGGUGCUUCAACGGGCAAUGCGGACUUGGGCGGCAAGGCUGUCAGUAUUUCGACCAAAACACGGCUAUAAGCAUAUACCAGAGCAUCAACGACCAUCAACGCCAUAUGUCAUCGUACGAGGUGUCUACACCUGGUCAAGCCUCAGAUACAGCAGCAUCAUUGGAUUGGCGUGCAGAAAUAUCGCUGAAAGAGUCUCAAAAGGCGGAUCUCAAGGUCAACGAACUAUGGCUUAUGAACCGGCUGUGGUGUGUUUGUCUAUCGCAUAAAGUUUUGACGCUGCAGGCGGAGCAUCCUGCCCUUCGCAUUGACCAUAGCAUCUCCAUAUUUGAGGCGGCUCUUCGACUAUGUCAGACGCUUCCUCUCUCCUCGCUUGAAGUACACGGAGUUGGUCUAAUUGAAAAGUUAUACUGUAUUUGCGAGAGCGCAGUAGCAACCCGACGAUACGGCGAGCACCUGUGCUAUCUCUCUCCCAACCAUGAACAAAUCACGGAAUUAUUGCGAUCUCCCGUCUCCAGCGGCCUUCCUAUGACCACGGCUUGCCACUCAGCCUCAGAUCCAAUGUUGGCCUUGUUGAAAGGCUUCUUCGACUUUUUCAAGAAAAUCCGGGCAGGACAGCAUCCGGUUCUCGGCAAGUACGUAGCUUUGGUCGGGGAAGAGUUGAGCAUCGAAUCUUAAGAGCAACAUUUGGAUGUUCAAAAUCGAAUACAAUGGUGAAACCUAUGCGACACCAGAUUAGCCAUGACCUUUGCGAGUGUAUGAAUGACUUCGCAUGGAGCUAAAACCAUCUACCUCGUAUGGUCUCCUACCAUUUUGACAACUGGCAGUUGUAGCUCUGGAUGAUUCUAUGGCAGGAAUGAUGAAGGCGGACACGAGUUUAAGGUCUAGCCAGCAGUCGCAAAUCGGAGAAAUCUUGUCGGCGAAUCUCCACAACUAGUUACUCCGUCUGCUAAAGAGGCUUUGCUUAAUCAGCGCUUAGCGUUUGUUGAUUAACCAUUUCAAGCUAAUUGCCAGCCUUAUUCUCCGCCGUCUGCCAGCC